GCUAGCUAUACUUUUAUUUGGAUGGUAUUUUUAUGGAGGCUGCUACAUAGGGGUUUCACUUUUCAACAUAAUCUUCAUAGGAUUGGAAUUCACCUGGCUUCUCACCUGGAUUCAUACUCUCUUUCAGUAGAUUUGGAAGUGGAUCAGUGCCAACUCAUCUUGUUGGAGCUACUCUACUGCGUGGAGAGUGGAAAGCAGCUGUAAACAUGAUUCUUGAUCCAAGAGAAGGGGAUAUCCUUUAACAUUUCCCAUCUCCCCUCAGAUGAAUUUACAUAAAUCUCAACAAUUGAAUUUCCCCCAUUCCUAUUUCCUUGCAUCAUGCAUCUGCUGUUAUCCUUAAGCUAGCGUUCUAUGCUCUGUGAUAAUUAUAAAUGGAGAUAUAUUUUUCUCAACUUAACUCUUGAACACAGAAGGAUGUCGUCAGUAAAGUAAGGGAAUAUUACAAGGAGACUGGUGAUAUUGAUGGUACUCUAAGGCAAAUACCUCGCCAUAUGGUUGCUGAACGGGCUAUUCUACAAUGCCUAAAGAAAAACCAAGCAAACUAUUUACAAGCUCUUAAGGGUAUACCUAGGACUCUUCGAAUGAUGUAUGUACAUAGUUAUCAAAGUUAUCUGUGGAACCAUGCAGUAAGCUUCAGGGUGCAAAAGCAUGGAUUUGACCAAGUUGUAGUGGGAGACUUGGUGCUUUGCAAAGAAAACUGUACUGGAAAUGAAACUUCGUAUUUUGAAUGUGAAAAUGGUAGUGAAAAUGCCACAAAUGAUAACACCAACAUAGAUGAAGUUUCUGAAACUGAUAUUCCUGAGGAAACACAUAUCUUAGUGAAGGUGGUGAAUGAAGAAGAUAUAAAAUCAGGAACUUAUUCAGUCGACGAUGUUGUCCUUCCAUUGCCUGGGUCAAGAGUAAUUUAUCCAUCAAAUGAAAUUGCAAAAGUAUACCAUGAUCUAGCAGAAAAGGAUGGCAUCAAAUUGGCUGAGUGCACACACAAUGUCAAGGAGUUUUCGAUAACCAGUAUGACUGGUGGAUAUAGACGUGUUUUCCAAAAACCGAAGGAGUUUGAAUGGGAAUUGCUUUCUUAUACUGAUGGUACACAACCUCUGGUGGAAACGGAUUGGGAUAUUAUUGCUAAAUCAAUGCGAAAUAGCCAGGAACCAGGCACAGAACCUGACGACAAAGAUAUCAUUAUGAGCAGAGAAGUGUCACAAUCUGAGGAAGACUUGGAUAGUUCUACUGCUCAGGGAAGCCAAAUGGCUCUAAAAAUGAGUUUUACCCUGCCUGCCUCUUGUUAUGCAACCAUGGCUGUGAGGGAGCUGCUGCGAUCAUCAACAUCUGUUGCAUAUCACAAGUCCUUAAAUGAGUCAUAAACAAGCCCACUUUGAAGAUUUUUGUUAGUCCAUUUUUCAACUAUUGGAUACAAGGUAUUGCAUCUCUUAUUGCUAUUAUACAUUGUGCAUUGAAGAACACUAAGAGGCUGUUUGUUUCAGCCUCUUAAUGGUUCAACACAUGGUUCAGACUGUUUGUUUCAGCCUCUUAAUGGUUCAGAUGUCUGAAUGGCUCAGACAUUUGCCUCUGAAUGGUUAAGUAUUAUACAUAGUCUGAAUGGUUAAGACCUCUUAUCUGAAUUGAUCAGACAUUUGCCUCUGAAUAGUUAAAUCAAUAUACUAGCUCUUAAUGG
This is a messenger RNA of Cuscuta campestris, 1672 nucleotides long. NCBI's taxonomy places the organism in Eukaryota, Viridiplantae, Streptophyta, Magnoliopsida, Solanales, Convolvulaceae. The record is from the annotation of a GenBank genome assembly.